AUGGAUGCCAUUCCCAUGGGCUGGAUGGCCUUGGGGCCUCUGGAGUGCACAUGUGCGCAAGUGCAGCUGCCCCCGCGGGGUACCAUCCAAGUCCUUCGUGGAGAUGGGACUUCUGUGGGGACUGUCAUCAUGCUCCACUGCCCCUCAGGGCACCAGAUGUUGGGGUCCGGCCUUCUCACCUGUGCUUGGAAGGGGAACAUCACCGAGUGGUCUUCAGUGACCCCUGUGUGCAAGUCUGUGCCACCAUCCGAGACCUUUGGCUUUAAAGUGGCUGUGAUCGCCUCCAUCAUCAGCUCUGCCAUCAUCCUGCUCAUGUCCAUGGCCUUCUUUACCUGCUGCCUGAUAAAGUGUGUGAAGAGGAGUGAGCAGAGGCGCACCGACAGGGAGGCCCAGCUGUGGCUCCAGCUACGUGGUGAGGACCUGGAGACAGUGCAGGCCGCUUACCUGGGUCUAAAGUAUUUGAACAGCAACAACAGCUCACAGCCCAGGAGCUGGCUCAGCCAUGCUCAUGACAACCAAAGCUUCACCAUAGACUUAGGUGAGGGUGCUAGAGAGGCAGCUGGCAUGGCCCACAGUGUGAACAAGGACCCAUGGACCUCGAGAACUGGUGCUCUGAACCCCGUUGGCCCUACGGGCUUCCCCCACACCCAGGAGAGGGUGCAUACAACGAAUCCGGGGCAGACUGUGCCUGCCUCCAGACUCACCUCAGGAAUCCAGAGGCAGCCUAUGGCCUACACCCCGGGAUGACUGCAGCCAAGGACUCACUCUUUGGGGGUAGGGGCAUUGGCAACUUGAGGUGUCCACCUCAAGAUUGGUCAUGAAGUCAGCUUCUGGCUUAAGGAUCCCUCAGGACAUCCAGCUGGAGGCUCAAGGGAGGUGUCCUACCUGAGGGAGCCCCGCUGUAACAGUUUUUAUAGUUAGGCUCCUUGAAACCUCAAGAGGAUCUCAGACCCAGUUGUGUCUCCUUUUGACCUAGUUCUGAUAAAGACACAGGGGCACUUUAAGCAAAUCUAGUUUUGCAUAGCAGAGUAGGAAAAUAAAAUCAGCAACUUCAGAUGCAUCUUCCUCAUGGGGUGCUGCUUGUGAGAUGGGACUUGGUGA
Molecule: messenger RNA, 1101 nt
Organism: Condylura cristata (star-nosed mole)
Lineage: Eukaryota; Metazoa; Chordata; Mammalia; Eulipotyphla; Talpidae
Gene: SUSD3
Product: sushi domain containing 3
Exons: 5
Coding region: 1-747 (248 amino acids)
Cellular component (GO): plasma membrane
Source: RefSeq, a predicted model, not a curated record